GCGUUUGUUUCCCUCGGAGCGCCGUGUCCUACUCCUACUCCUCCAUCACCACCUCCUCUCCUUCCCAGUCUCGCGGUCGCGGCCACACACGCACGGCACCACUCGUAGAAAAAACACCACAUCGAUCUCUUUCUUAGUCUGCGCCGGCGGCGGCGGCAUGGCGACUACGAACGGGAGCAGCAAGGUGUUCGAGGUGCCCAAGGUGGAGGUCAGGUUCACCAAGCUCUUCAUCGACGGCAAGUUCGUCGACGCCGUCUCCGGCAAGACGUUCGAGACCCGGGACCCUCGCACCGGCGAGGUGAUCGCCACCGUCGCCGAGGGAGACAAGGCCGACGUCGACCUCGCCGUCAAGGCCGCCCGGGAGGCCUUCGACAACGGGCCCUGGCCCAGGAUGACGGGCUACGAGCGUGGGCGGAUCCUGCACAAGUUCGCGGACUUGAUCGACGAGCACGUGGAGGAGCUGGCGAUGCUGGACACGGUGGACGCCGGCAAGCUCUUCCUCGUCGGCAAGGUCCGUGACAUCCCCGGCGCGGCGCACCUGCUGCGGUACUACGCGGGCGCCGCCGACAAGAUCCACGGCGAGACGCUGAAGAUGGCGCAGCGGAUGCACGGGUACACGCUCAAGGAGCCCGUGGGCGUGGUGGGCCACAUCGUGCCGUGGAACUACCCCAGCACCAUGUUCUUCUUCAAGGUCGGCCCGGCGCUCGCCGCCGGGUGCACCGUCGUCGUCAAGCCCGCCGAGCAGACGCCGCUGUCGGCGCUCUUCUACGCGCACCUCGCAAGGGAGGCCGGCGUCCCCGACGGCGUGCUCAACGUCGUCCCCGGGUUCGGUCCCACGGCCGGCGCCGCUGUCGCCUCGCACAUGGACGUCGACAAGGUCAGCUUCACGGGUUCCACGGAGGUCGGACGCGUCGUCAUGAAGGCCGCCGCCGAGAGCAACCUCAAGCCCGUCUCGCUCGAGCUCGGUGGCAAGUCUCCGGUCAUCGUCUUCGACGACGCCGAUCUCGACAUGGCCGUCAACCUCGUCAACCUCGCCACCUACACCAACAAGGGCGAGAUCUGCGUCGCCGGCACACGCAUCUACGUGCAGGAAGGGAUCUACGACGCGUUCGUGGAGAAGGCCGCCGAGCUCGCCAAGAAAUCGGUGGUCGGAGACCCGUUCAACCCGCGUGUCAAUCAAGGCCCUCAGGUUGACAAGGACCAGUACCAGAAGGUUCUCAAGUACAUUGAUAUGGGAAAGCGCGAAGGCGCCACGCUGGUCACCGGAGGGAAGCCCUGCGGCGACAAGGGAUACUACAUCGAGCCUACCAUCUUCACGGACGUCAAGGACAACAUGACGAUCGCGCAAGACGAAAUCUUUGGGCCGGUGAUGGCGCUCAUGAAAUUCAAGACGGUUGAGGAGGUGAUUCAGAAAGCGAACAACACCCGGUACGGCCUAGCAGCUGGAAUUGUGACCAAGAACAUCGACAUCGCCAACACGGUAUCGCGGUCCAUCCGUGCAGGUGCCAUCUGGAUCAACUGCUACUUCGCAUUCGACCCCGACGCGCCAUUCGGGGGGUACAAGAUGAGCGGAUUUGGCAAGGACAUGGGCAUGGACGCCCUGGAGAAGUACUUGCAGACCAAGACCGUGGUCACUCCUCUAUACAACACGCCCUGGCUCUGAUCGGUCUCAUCCUUCCAUUCAUCACAGAAAAAAAAACAAGAAGAAACAUGUCUUGUAUUAUUAUAUACAACAGAUAAAAAGGGAAAAAGGAUGGGUUGGCUGUAGUUAUAUUAUGUUCUUUUACCUGCAUGGAUUGAUGAUGUAGUACAAUGUAGCAUGGACUUGUUUAAAACAAUAAAGACAUGUUUCGGAUUGCUUUCAGUUGGA
Molecule: messenger RNA, 1870 nt
Organism: Sorghum bicolor (sorghum)
Lineage: Eukaryota; Viridiplantae; Streptophyta; Magnoliopsida; Poales; Poaceae
Product: aldehyde dehydrogenase family 2 member C4-like
Exons: 7
Coding region: 158-1663 (501 amino acids)
Molecular function (GO): aldehyde dehydrogenase (NAD+) activity
Source: RefSeq, a predicted model, not a curated record